Molecule: messenger RNA, 3075 nt
Organism: Pseudomyrmex gracilis
Lineage: Eukaryota; Metazoa; Arthropoda; Insecta; Hymenoptera; Formicidae
Gene: Klp64D
Product: kinesin-like protein KIF3A
Exons: 10
Coding region: 309-2345 (678 amino acids)
Biological process (GO): microtubule-based movement
Molecular function (GO): microtubule motor activity; microtubule binding; ATP binding
Source: RefSeq, a predicted model, not a curated record
GUCAGCUGCUGCUUCGCUCGGAGCUACAAUCAUCGAGAGGGGAAGCAGGAGGGGGCACGAAGCCGGCUUCACCGUAGAGAAGGUUGAAACAAUAUUGUGACUGGACGGUGCCGCCAUUAUGCGCAAUGCCACCUUGUAUUUUCACCUCGUGCGUCUAUCAACAUCGCACAGUGCACACCGCACAUCGAUCCAUUUGUUUACGGAGGUCGUCUGCUAGAUCGACAUUUGACGUUUCUCGACGUUUAUAACGAGUUAUGCUGUGAGAAAAGCGCGCUUGUAUGUGACUGCUGCGGACGAACGAAUCCGCGAUGCCGGGGACCGAAGAGAGUACAACGGAGCUGGGAGAGAUAGAGAAUGUCAGAGUAGUGGUGCGAGUUCGCCCAUUGAGCAGCAAGGAACUUGAACUCCGCAGUAAAAACAUAAUAGAAAUAGAUGCUUUGAACGGCGAGAUCACCAUAGAGAAUCCAAACGCAGCGCAUGGAGAACCGCCAAAAGUCUUCUCCUUCGAUGCUGUGUUUGACACAGACUCGACCCAGGUGGAUAUCUACAACGAAACAGCCAGGCCGAUAGUUGACAAAGUGCUGCUAGGCUACAAUGGAACAAUCUUCGCGUAUGGUCAAACUGGCACCGGCAAGACUUAUACCAUGUCCGGUGCGAAAACCUCCCCACAGGCCAGGGGAAUCAUUCCAAACACAUUUGCACACAUCUUCGGACACAUAGCUAAAGCUGAUGAAAAUCAAAACUUUUUAGUGCGUGCAACAUACUUAGAAAUCUACAAUGAGGAAGUUCGCGAUUUACUUGGUAAAGAUCAGAACACACGGCUUGAAGUAAAAGAAAGACCAGACAUUGGAGUGUUCGUGAAGGAUUUGAGCGGAUACGUGGUAAACAAUGCUGACGAUCUGGACCGCAUAAUGUCUCUAGGCAAUAAAAAUCGCGUUGUUGGAGCUACUGCCAUGAACGUGUCCAGUUCGAGAUCGCACGCAAUAUUUACAAUAACCGUCGAAUCUAGUCAAAUUGGUGAAGAUGGGGAGCAACAUGUAAAAAUGGGAAAACUUCAUUUGGUGGAUUUAGCUGGAUCAGAGAGACAAAGCAAGACGAAAGCAACAGGUCAACGACUUCGCGAAGCUACUAAAAUUAAUUUGUCGUUAUCCACUUUGGGCAACGUAAUAUCCGCACUAGUUGACGGUCAAAGUUCUCACGUGCCUUACAGAAAUUCCAAACUGACCAGAUUACUUCAGGAUUCGUUAGGCGGAAAUUCGAAAACGUUGAUGUGCGCAAACGUCAGUCCAGCCGAUAUAAACUAUGACGAGACUAUAAGCACCUUACGUUACGCAAAUCGCGCGAAGAAUAUUAGGAAUCGUGCGAGGAUUAACGAGGAUCCGAAAGAUGCUCUGCUUCGUCAGUUUCAAGUCGAAAUUGAACAAUUGCGCAAGCAAUUGGAGGAAAAUGGCGCGGAGCUCUCGGAAUCCGAAGAAGAGUCUGAGGAUUCGGAAGAAUCGAAAGAGAUCAAGCGAGAUAAGAAAAUUCGACGUAGAAGGAGUCAGAUAUUGUCGGUGGAAGAGCUAGAAGACAAAGAUACAGAUUCGACGGAGAAGGUCGAUAAAGCCGAGAGAGAAGAUAAGAGUCCUGUAGACAAAGAUGUUAUUGAAUUAAAGAAGACUCAGAGCGAAAAAGAAGCCUUGCGGGAAAAGAUGCAAAAUUUACAGAAUAAGAUAUUAGUAGGUGGUGAGAAUCUACUGGAAAAAGCGGAAGCUCAAGAGCAAUUGUUGGCAGCUGCGGCAAUAGAGCUUGAACAGCGAAAGAGCAGAGAAGAGCAACUGAAAAAGGCUAUCAAGGCGAAGGAAGCAGAGCGCAUUGAUAUCGAAGAAAAAUACUCAUCUUUACAGGAAGAAGCCGCUGGAAAAACUAAAAAAUUGGCACGGGUAUAUACGAUGCUGAUGUCCGUCAAAGCGGAAUUAUCCGAUUUGCAGCAGGAACAUCAGAGAGAAAUGGAAGGUCUUCUGGAAGGUGUGCGGGGGAUCGGAAGAGAAUUGCAGCUCCAGAAUCUGAUUGUGAAUCAUUACAUUCCCGUUCAGUAUCAGACAAUGAUUAAGAGAUACGUUCACUGGAACGAGGAUAUUGGCGAAUGGCAGCUGAAAUGCGUGGCUUAUACGGGAAAUAACAUGCGCAAAGCACAGACUGUGCCAUCGGCGGGAAAUAACAAAGACACAAUGCCGUGUGACAUGUCGAAUAUAUAUCUGUCUUACAACACCGGAAUAGACACUGCAUUUGUGCAGCCGAAGAGAGUAAGAAGCCGUUCCGGCGUUCCCAGGCCAACCACGGCGCAUCGACGUACGCCACACUGAAGACAGAAACGAUUUUCCGUUGUGGAAUAUCACGGAAGUUUAUCUCUCCUUUUCUCAUACUUUUGUAGAUCUUUUUGUUUUUAUUUAAGACUCGCAUGUUUACGUUGCGAUAUUGAUACACGGUGAUGUCAAAUAAUAUUUUUAUCGCUCUCUCUUCUAUCAUGUGUUAUUUUUAAGACUUUUUGUUCUUUUUUUAUAAUAUACAGAGAUAUUACAUAGUAUACAAAGUAUACAAAGAGUAUAUCACAUAUAUGAAAAUUUAGUUAAUUAACAAGAUUAUGUAGUUUAACACACUAAUCAGUAGGAACGCUAUUUAUUUGACUAGAUUUUUUUCGUCGAAUUCACUUUGAAAUAUAUGACGUAAUAGACACAAAGUAUUUAAUCUCUAAAAGUAUUUGACUUUUUAAUUUAUAAUAUAUAAUGUAGUACAUCUUUAAAUAUAUAAAAAACAUUAUAUGUUUAAAAAAAAUACUAGAACUGCAUCUUUGUAAUUAAUUAACAUUAUAGGAGAGAGUUCAAUAGUAAUGUGGAAAACGAUCUAUCUAAAAAAACAAAAUUCAUUAGAAAAAUAAAAAUGAUGUUGUACCUGUGGAAUGAAACAAAGUGAAGAUUUUUUGAGAAAAGAUCAAUAAUUAUAUAUAAAAUCACAUACAACAUAUGUACACGAGAUAUAUUUAUGGAUUCUGUUUAAAGUCUGAUACUUCUAAGAAAAUCUUGUAGAAAUCGUAUA